AUGAGUAUGACAGAGCAUAAGCCAUGUGAUCGGGCUCAAGGCAAUGAAUACAAGACAGGGGAAGAACACUCAAGAACCAUCCAUUCUAUCAAGGAGUCGGGAGUCUAUGUCACUGCCAGAAUAAAUGAGAUGGAUGUAUACUUACUCAUUGAUAGAGGUGCCACCGUUUCCUUGCUAUCAAAGGUAUGCUAUGGAAAUAUACAAGGAAAUGACACUUGGCGCAUGGAAAAGGUUGACAGAGAUAUACUGUCUGCCAACGGAUCAUCGGUAGGGAUAUACGGUAAAACAUCUAUCAGCCUUGCGCUGAAUGGAACAUCUAUACUACAGGAAAUGAUUGUGGCUGAUAUAUCUGUGGAUGGAAUCCUUGGUUUAGAUUUCCUUGUGAAGUAUAAGGCUAUCAUAAACAUGCGUACACACAAAGUUUCUAUAUCGGGCAUAGAACACCUUAUUCACUUAGAAGGCACGGCACCGGAAUACAAGAUUGCACUGAUAAACAGGGUUGUAAUACUCCCCAGAUCUGAAAUAUUGACCGAGGGCAAGAUCUGUGCAGGACCGGAUGGAGGGUUCCCGGUGAAAAUUGGACUUAAAGAGCCAUCUGAAAAACUGAUAAAAUCAGAUUCUGCUAUGCUGACUAGGACUUUGGUUCGACGCCAAGAAAGAGUGCCACUCCGUCUUAUGAAUAUGUCAGCAACUAACAGGACUAUUCAGCCAGGAACAGUGGUCGGUAACUUGUCUCCUGUUAGUGAGAUGAAGGCAUACUUUUUAGAGCCAGUAGUGAGCACCAAAGUUCUUGGAAACCACGAUAAGGGCAAAGCGAGAUUCUUGCUUAUCCGGUACUCAGAUUUGUUCUCAGAGACUGAUGAGGAUGUCGGUCGAACCUCAGUGGUUCAGCACAAGAUCGAUACCGGAAACCAACCAGCUCUCAAACAGCCACCAAGACGUCUGCCAUUUCAUAUGCAGAAAGAAGUCGACAAACACGUUUCUGACAUGCUAAAAAGGGGUAUCAUUGAGCCUUCAACAAGCGCUUGGUCGUCAGCAAUCGUCUUGGUACAAAAGAAGGACGGAUCAAAAGAUUCUGUGUAG
This is a messenger RNA of Magallana angulata, 1083 nucleotides long. RefSeq lists its product as uncharacterized. Gene Ontology annotation, biological process: proteolysis. Gene Ontology annotation, molecular function: aspartic-type endopeptidase activity. The record is from RefSeq and is a predicted model, not a curated record. The coding region runs from base 1 to 1083 and encodes 360 amino acids. The transcript is spliced from 2 exons. NCBI's taxonomy places the organism in Eukaryota, Metazoa, Mollusca, Bivalvia, Ostreida, Ostreidae.